UCGGAAUUGUCUAUUUCAAUUUUGGGAUCCAUUCAGAACCGGGACCAUGUCUAGAUGUACUCUGAUGGAGUAUUAAAUAUUUGAUGCCAUAGGAAUAUCCUCCCAUAGCAUUCCCGAGCCUCUUCUUCUGCCCGUCAAAAAACGUGAACUUAACGCUCCACAGUCGCCACUGUCCUCCCUCACUAAAACCACCACAGCGAGGAGUCGCCUUCUCCACCCACUUUCUUCCCCAAUGAAUUUGAAGGUUCCUUUGUGUGAUUUGGAAAGUUGAAUAUCCUUUGAUUUCAUUUCUGGGUAAAUUAGAACUGUGGCAUAAAGUUGAUCUUGGAUUCUUGAUUUUGCUCUCAAAGUGCCCUAUUUAGUUUCUGGGUUCUGAUUUAAGAGCUGGUUUGUGUGUUCUGAACAAAACCCACCAACUGUGGUUUAGAGACAACUAUGGUUAAUUCAAUUGUGAGCUUCAGGGUUUGAUUUUCAGGGGUAAAACCAGACAUUGUCAUGGCCAAUUUGCUCUCAACCUCUUGUUAUGUGAACCCUAAGCUUCACCACAAGCCAACAAGCAUAGGCUCAGCCUUUAUGCCUAACAAAUCCUUCCAGCUCAAAGUUUCCAGCUCACCCAAAGGGCUUGUCUCGCGAGGGAACCAUUCAAACAAAUGCACCAUCCGUGCUAGGGCCGUUUUGUCGGAUCAAGAGAGCAAAACCGAGACGGGGUUGGGGGCCGAACAGAGUAGGAAAAAAGUCAUGGUUAUUGGCGGGGACGGGUAUUGUGGAUGGGCAACCGCUCUCCACCUAUCCAACAAGAACUACGAGGUUUCCAUUGUCGACAACCUUGUUCGUCGCCUCUUUGACCACCAGCUCGGUCUUCACUCUCUCACGCCCAUUUCAUCCAUCCACAACCGAAUAACCCGUUGGAAAUCCCUCACUGGAAAAGAUAUCCAACUCUUUGUAGGCGACAUUUGUGAUUUUGAGUUCUUAGCAGAAGCCGUGAAGUCUUUUGAACCGGACGCCAUUGUCCACUUUGGGGAACAAAGGUCUGCUCCAUAUUCAAUGAUGGAUAGGUCCAGAGCAGUGUUCACUCAACACAAUAAUGUGAUAGGGACACUAAAUGUUCUGUUUGCCAUAAAGGAGUUUAGAGAAGAGUGCCAUCUGGUGAAACUAGGGACAAUGGGUGAAUAUGGUACCCCAAACAUAGACAUCGAAGAGGGUUACAUAACAAUCACACACAAUGGGAGAACGGAUACCCUUCCGUAUCCGAAACAAGCGAGCUCCUUUUAUCAUUUGAGCAAGGUCCACGAUUCCCACAACAUUGCUUUCACUUGCAAGGCAUGGGGAAUUAGAGCCACUGAUCUGAACCAGGGGGUUGUCUAUGGGGUCACAACGGAUGAGACUGGAAUGCACGAGGAACUGGUUAACAGAUUUGAUUAUGAUGCAGUGUUUGGGACUGCUUUGAACCGUUUCUGCGUUCAAGCCGCUGUGGGUCAUCCUCUCACCGUCUAUGGUAAAGGAGGGCAGACCAGAGGGUACCUUGACAUUAGAGACACAGUCCAAUGUGUUGAGCUCGCAAUCGCAAACCCCGCAAACCAAGGAGAGUUUCGGGUAUUCAACCAGUUCACUGAACAGUUCUCUGUCAACCAGCUCGCUUCUCUUGUGACCAAAGCCGGAGAGAAACUCGGGCUUGAGGUGAAAACCGCGUCCGUACCCAACCCGAGGGUAGAGGCAGAGGAGCAUUACUACAACGCCAAACACACUAAACUCUUAGAGCUGGGAAUGCAGCCCCACCUGCUCUCGGACUCUCUUCUUGACUCGCUCUUGAACAUCGCCAUCCAAUUCAAAGACCGUGUUGACCUGAACCAGAUAAUGCCCGGUGUUUCCUGGAGAAAGGUUGCCACGAAGCCGAAAUCUGUGGCAGCCUAAAUCCAGGCACCUUUCUGUUUUAAAUCUAUUAUAAUUACUCCAUACAUUUUGAUUGUUCUUCUUAAAAAAAUUGUAUAUAUAAUGUGAUAAAAGGAAUAUGUAUGUAAAACUAUAAGUAACUUUAAAUCAAAGGAACCCAUUGGG
Cuscuta campestris is the source of this 2055-nucleotide messenger RNA. The record is from the annotation of a GenBank genome assembly. Lineage: Eukaryota; Viridiplantae; Streptophyta; Magnoliopsida; Solanales; Convolvulaceae.